AUGGAGAAACCGAUUUUCUCCCUAAACAGUCUCCUCCGCCGCCGCCUCCGCACCACCGCCUCAACCUACCCAACCCAGCUUAAUGUUCAUGUUCCAACAAUAUGUGCCUUGUGUGAAGCAUCAAUACAUCUGAAAUGGGAAUUGAUGAAUUUGGCUUCAGAAACUCAAAAUGUUGAAGAGUACUCUCAAGAUGGUAAGAGGGCCAAAAAGGCUAGGUUUGACUAUGUAAUAUGGUCAGAGCAAGAGAAUAGAGAGCUACUAAGGCUUUUAGUGGAGGAGGUGAAGAAUGGCAACAAGAUGGAUAAUGGAAACUUCAAGAAAUAUACCAUCACACUAAAUGUGUUGCCAUUCAUGAAUGCUAAAUUUGGAAGAACUUUUAAAUUUGAUCAUGUAAAGAAUAAGAUCAAAAGUUGUAAGAGGAAGAUUGAACCAAUUGAAUUACUAUUGAGGAAUAAUUCCGGGUUUGGUUGGGACCCAAUAUCUCAGAGAAUUACUUGCUCCGUUGAGGUGUGGGAAAAUUAUAAACAGGCUCAUCCUAAUACACCAAUGCUUAAAGAUAAGUUGUUUGAAAAUUUAGAGGAUAUGCAGAUGGUGGUGGGUAGCCACUCAGCUAGUGGGAGAGCUGCUGGAGGCUUAGGUUGUGGGGGGUAG
Messenger RNA from Asparagus officinalis (garden asparagus), 651 nucleotides. RefSeq lists its product as uncharacterized. The record is from RefSeq and is a predicted model, not a curated record. The transcript is spliced from 4 exons. The coding region runs from base 1 to 651 and encodes 216 amino acids. Lineage: Eukaryota; Viridiplantae; Streptophyta; Magnoliopsida; Asparagales; Asparagaceae.